AUUACCCGAUAUGGGAUGAGUGCACACUUACUCCGAUACUAUAUAGAAAUUUUAGGCCCCAUUAUCUUCUACCUAAAAAGGCUUAUCAGAGAGAAUGAGGACUUACUACUAUAUACAAUAUUUUUGUUGGGUUAUUACUUGAUGGGACUUUUGUCCAACAAAACCUUCUACCUCAUUACCUUAACCCUAGUCUUUCCUCUCUCCUUCGCAAUCUUAGCCCACUCGCUCUUCACCCACUCACUUUUAGCCCAACUCGACGAGUCCGACUCGGAUCCCGACGCGACCAGGACUCCGCAUCCAUGGACCCUGCUCCUGGUCAUCCAGUUCUGCUACCUCAUCCUCCUUUUCGCUUUCUCUCUCCUCUCCACCGCCGUGGUCGUAUUCACCGCUGCUUCGCUCUAUACUUCGAAGCAUGUGUCUUUCUCUAACAUGCUAUCAGCUAUUCCCAAAGUGUUCAAACGAUUGUUUUUGACCUACUUGUGGGUGGCGCUCUUGAUGUUGGUUUACAAUUCUGUUUUCUUAGCGUUCUUGGUCAUUUUGAUGAUCGCGAUUGAUUCUCAGAACACCUUUUUGGUGUUCUUCUCUCUGGUGGUGAUUUUCCUUCUAUUUUUGGUGGUUCAUGUGUAUAUUACGGCUUUGUGGCAUUUGGAGAGUGUGGUGUCUGUUCUGGAACCGAUUUAUGGGUUUGCGGCGAUGAAGAAGAGUUAUGAGUUGCUGAAGGGAAAGACCCUAUGAUAGGAACCUACAAUUCUAAGUCGGUUUAGAAGUUGUUAUAUUAGCUAGCUAAGUCGGUUACCAUUUAGUAUAUAAGCUUGUAUUAGUCACUUCAUGAGGGACGAAAUGAAAUAUGAUGAAUUCCCUUUUCUGUUAGUUACUGUCUUUGUUUCCUUCGUGUUCUUCUGUAUUCCAUAAACUGCCAUUGUCAGGCCUAGGUCGAAGGUACGUAUCACCCUAUGGCCGCACUUCUUGUUUUUAUGUAUUUGGGGAUUUGUGCGAUGAUUGGGGGUGUCUUUGGCACGGUGGUAGUUCAUGGUGGAGACAGAUGUGGGGUUUUUGCGAGGAUUGUGGUUGGUGGGUUUUUGGUAGGGUUGUUGGUGAUUGUCAAUCUGGUGGGACUGUUGGUGCAGAGUGUGUUUUACUAUGUUUGCAAGAGCUACCAUCAUCAGGGGAUUGAUAAAAGUGUUUUACAUGAUCAUCUUGGUGACUAUCUAGGAGAGUAUGUACCUUUAAAGAGCAGCAUUCAAAUGGAGAACCUGGAUGCUUGAAAAGAGAUGAAGAUUGACAUUGCUGUAUAUUGUAAUCUUCAUGGUAUUAGCAAGUAGCAACAUAUACCAACUUGGAGAGGUUGAAGUUGUCUGCAACUCAAUGAAUGGAGGGGGAAUUUUUAAUUUGCAGUCCAUGGUUUUGUUAGGUAGAAGAGUAAUUAAGGUUUUGGAUGAGGAAAGGUUUGAUGUUAUGGCAAUAAAGUUUAUGAUGUAGAAAUGCUGCUUGAAGCACUGGACUGCAACUAUUUAGAAAGUACGGUUUAGCUUUGUCUAUUCCUAGUUAUCUGUACGUGUAGAACUCAUAAAAUUAAAGAUGGAAGUUCCUGGCCCUUUUUGGGGCUGAACAAUUA
Molecule: messenger RNA, 1615 nt
Organism: Tripterygium wilfordii
Lineage: Eukaryota; Viridiplantae; Streptophyta; Magnoliopsida; Celastrales; Celastraceae
Exons: 2
Coding region: 16-735 (239 amino acids)
Source: RefSeq, a predicted model, not a curated record